Molecule: messenger RNA, 6931 nt
Organism: Carassius gibelio (silver crucian carp)
Lineage: Eukaryota; Metazoa; Chordata; Actinopteri; Cypriniformes; Cyprinidae
Product: tyrosine-protein kinase ABL2-like
Exons: 11
Coding region: 482-4015 (1177 amino acids)
Biological process (GO): regulation of apoptotic process; protein phosphorylation
Molecular function (GO): ATP binding; non-membrane spanning protein tyrosine kinase activity; protein binding
Source: RefSeq, a predicted model, not a curated record
CGAUGAUCUCGUGCAGCGCACGCCACUGAUUCUGCGGUAAAGAUGGCGGCGGCGGAGGGGGCGCGCAGCGGCUGGAGCAGAACGGAACGACCCCAGACUGGUCCGCUUUAAGAGAAACAGUGCUGGGGGCGUGAGGAUCGUACAUUCCCGUUCAAUAGAGCUGCUUAUCCGGUGCCGUUUGGUAGAAUUUAAAGAUAAGACUGUGUCUUGUUAGCUGUUAGGUGGUGGGUGGGUUCUCUCGCUCUCUCUUACACACACACACACACACAUACACGGACUGCUAAGCUAAGCUAACGGAGCUCGGUCCGGUCCAGUAGAGGAGGAAAAAGAGGGGUGACCAAGAAGGGGAAGACUAUCAUCCCGAGCAGAACAGGCCGUCGUCCCGCGGGUCGUUUGUUGUGGGAUGUGAGGUGAGGGGUCCAAACGGACAGCGGGUCUUUCCACGGAUCUGUGUUAUUUUCCCACCCAGAACACUCGCAGGAUGGGACAACAGGUAGGCCGCGUGGGAGAAGGGGCUUCCGCGGGGGUCCAGACCCCACCGCAGGGGCAACAGCAGCAGGGCAGAUCGAACCGGGCCAGCAACUCCGGGAGGAAACCCCGGGACUGCGGCAGCGGGAGCAACAUCACCGGGACUCCACCGGGAAGAACGGCCGCCGCUGUCGCUGCAGCGAACAUCAUCCUGGAUCCAGGAAUUAAUGUUUUCACCCUGCAUUCAGAAGCCCUGCACAGGCCUUUUGGAUUGGACUCGACGUCACUGACGGAGGCGGUGCGCUGGAGCUCGAAGGAGAAUCUGCUGGGUGCUGCGGAGAGCGACCCCAACCUUUUUGUUGCGCUUUACGACUUUGUUGCCAGUGGCGACAACACGCUGAGCAUCACGAAAGGAGAGAAGCUGCGAGUGUUGGGGUACAACCAGAAUGGCGAGUGGAGUGAAGUCCGUUCAAAGAAUGGCCAGGGUUGGGUACCCAGUAACUACAUCACCCCCGUGAACAGUCUGGAAAAGCACAGCUGGUAUCAUGGGCCCGUGUCCCGCAGCGCCGCUGAGUACCUCCUCAGCAGCCUGAUCAACGGCAGCUUCCUAGUGAGAGAGAGCGAGAGCAGCCCUGGCCAGCUCUCCAUCUCGCUUCGCUAUGAGGGACGGGUCUAUCAUUACCGGAUCAACACCGCCUCUGAUGGAAAGGUCUAUGUAACAGCUGAAAGUCGUUUCAGCACAUUAGCUGAGCUGGUUCAUCAUCAUUCCACAGUGGCCGAUGGUCUGGUAACCACAUUACACUAUCCUGCUCCAAAAUGCAACAAGCCAACCGUCUACGGUGUCUCCCCCAUCCACGACAAGUGGGAGAUGGAGCGCACCGACAUCACCAUGAAGCACAAGUUAGGCGGAGGCCAGUACGGAGAGGUCUACGUCGGAGUUUGGAAAAAGUACAACCUCACUGUAGCCGUAAAAACACUAAAGGAGGACACCAUGGAGGUUGACGAGUUUCUGAAGGAAGCUGCAGUCAUGAAGGAGGUGAAACAUCCCAAUUUGGUACAGUUACUGGGUGUGUGUACAUUGGAGCCUCCAUUCUACAUAGUGACUGAGUACAUGCCCCAUGGGAACCUGCUGGACUAUCUGCGUGAGUGUGACAGGGAGCAGGUGAAUGCGGUGGUGCUGCUCUACAUGGCCACUCAAAUCUCCUCUGCCAUGGAGUAUCUGGAGAAGAAGAACUUCAUCCACAGGGACUUGGCAGCUCGUAAUUGUCUGGUUGGAGAGAAUCACGUGGUCAAGGUGGCUGAUUUCGGGCUGAGCCGGCUGAUGACAGGCGACACCUACACCGCUCAUGCGGGGGCCAAAUUCCCCAUCAAAUGGACCGCACCAGAGAGUCUGGCCUAUAACACCUUCUCCAUCAAAUCAGAUGUGUGGGCAUUUGGAGUUCUGCUUUGGGAGAUUGCGACGUAUGGCAUGUCUCCAUACCCAGGAAUAGACCUGUCUCAGGUGUACGAUCUGCUGGAGAAGGGCUACCGCAUGGAGCAGCCCGAGGGCUGUCCUCCUAAAGUCUACGAGCUCAUGAGAGCCUGCUGGCAGUGGAGUCCACUGGAUAGACCCUCAUUUGCUGAGAUUCAUCAGGCAUUCGAGACCAUGUUCCAUGAUUCAAGCAUCUCAGAAGAGGUAGCCGAAGAGCUGUGUAAAACCGCAUCUGGUGGGCAAGGUGGACUUGCGCACACCUUAGGCCAUGAUAUGCCGCUUUUGCCCUCAAAGUCUCGUGGGCAGAAGAAGCACUCUGAGAACAAAGAGAAUAUGGAGGAGGCAGGACCCCACGGCCCUGCAGGUCUUGCAGCAUCCCUUUUUGUGGGUGAUGGCCGCUCCAGCAGCUCUCCGGCCCUACCACGUAAACAGAGGGAUAAGUCUCCCUCUAGCUUGCUUGAGGACUCCCAGGACACAACCUUUACCCGUGACCGCAAGGCUGGCUUCUUCAGUUCUUUCAUGAAGAAGAAGUCUAUGUCUUCCUCUUCUUCUUCAUCCUCACCUCAGCAGCAACAGAAUCUCCCUAUGCCUCCCAAGAGGAGCAGCUCUUUUCGGGAGAUGGAGACCCAGCCCCAUAAAAAGUAUGAGCCAGCGGCUGGGUUUGCAUGCCCUCCUCCUCCUUCGCCCCAAACUGAUGGGUUGAGUUUCUCUCCAUCUCACGGAGAGGGGAACCAAGUGCAGUCCCACUGUUGUGGGGCCACGUUUGGACAGAAACCCUCAAGUUCAAACUCUGGAGCAACUUCUGGUCAAGUUGGAAGCAGCAGUAGUUGGGGAAGCCUUGCAGGCUUUUUCACCCCUCGCCUUAUCAAAAAGACCCUGGGAUUGAGGACUGGUAAACCUUCUGGAAUAGACGAAGGAAGUGGAACCAAGCCAUUCCCUCGUUCCAAUUCAACUUCCUCUAUGUCUGCUGGGUUGCCGGACCUGGAGCGCAUGGCGUUGACAUUACCAAGAAACCGAAGCAAACCCCCAUUAGAGCGUACAUCUUCCACCACCUCACAGCCAGAGAAUGGGGCAGUACGACCUUCGGAUGCAAUCCAGAGGAAGCUUGACGAAGGUACGGCUCAGAUACGAGAUCGUCCCAAAGCCAAACUCUUGCCACGAGGGGUCGCUGGUGGAGUAAGGGCACCAGGUGUAGGGGGAGAGGCAGAUUCAGACUCCAACACGCGGGGAAAAGAUGGGCAAGAUGACAGACAAGGCUGGUCAUCUCCAUCGAAAAUUUCCACUCUUGGUUCGGUCAACCUGCACAACCACAAAGUUCCAGUCCUGAUCUCCCCGACCCUAAAGCACAGCUCGGCCGAUGUUCACCUAGUCGGUGUGGACUCUCAGGGCAACCGCUUUAAACUGCUGCCUGACAGUGGUGAUCGUGACCGGCCGCGACUGGUGAAGCCCAAAUGUGCACCUCCUCCACCACCCAUGCUCCGCUCCCUCCAACACGCCUACAGUGCCGAUGCAGCUGACGAUGUGGUCAGUGGAAACAUAGAGGUCAAUGGAGAUGGUUUCAAAAGGUCAGGGAGAGAAGCCAGAGGAGCACGUCCAUCAAUACCACCACCACAAGUGCCUCCAGCCCCCAUAGUCCCCUCUAGUAACACCACCACCCAAACUAAAAUGGCCAACGGUGCUUCCAGUGGCGGACCUGGCGCUACUUCCACCAAACCCACCCUUAGACGAACUCGGCAGCAGACAGAGCGGAUCCCCCUGGAAAAGAUCAGCAAGGAGGCUCUUUUGGAAUGUGCUGAAUGCUUGAGUAGUGCUCUUCAAGGCAACACCGAGCUUUCCUCCAGCAGCCAGGUGCUGGAUGUGGGACACCAACUUUUGGACUACUGCUCGGGGUAUGUCGAUUGCAUCCCCCAGACACGUAAUAAAUUUGCCUUUCGUGAGGCAGUGGGGAAACUAGAGUUGAAUCUAAAGGAGCUGCGGGCUUCCUCUUCAGGUGGGGGAUUGGGACCUGGGACCAGCCCAGCUCUUGACAACUUGAACACAUGCAUUAAAGAAAUCAGUGAUGUUGUACAAAGGUAGCCACUGCGUCCACCUCCAAAACUCCUCCUCCUGUACCCCUUGAGACUUUUUUUUUGCCCCAGAAUCAAUCUAGUUUUAUUUAAAUGUUGGGGGACAGAGAAUAUUCUCUAAGAAGUACCUCAGAAAAAUACUACAAACACUCUCUAACUUUUUAUUGUUUACAGGUGACUUUCUCCUUGAAAUUGCCAGUUGGGAACAUAGUUCUUUGUAUAUAAGCUUUUUGUCAUUAUCAAAACACACACAGUUUUGUUUUUGACAAAUGAAUACUUAGAGUUGUAUCUUGGUAUGACAGAAAUCAGUUUUCACAGAUAGACAGGGGUUGCAUAGGUAAAGGUGAGCUGACUACAUGUGAACUGGUCCAUUUAUAAUGCAUUUUGUUUUUAGUUACAGAUUUCCAUUUGCUUUUUCGAAAUUUCAUUUGCGUUUGAUCCAUAGUAACUGGAUAUUGCAUCCGAAUGUCAAUGCAAACAUUUAAGACGUGAAUUGGUUUCGCUGGAGCAUAAACAACAUUGCUUGUUCAGAAGCUGUAGUAGUAAUGAAUAUAGUGCAAACACAGCUCUAUGCAAAUUUGUUCAGUCUCAUUUUACACACUAAAAGUCCUUCUGUCUACAUCCCAUACUGUCACAUUUUAUUUGACCGCAUUUGUUAAACACUAUGACAUUUGAUGACCAUUCAUAAUUUGGUAGAUCUGUUUGUAAUUACUCUUCAUUUUGACAUGGUCCAUGCAUUAUUGUUGCUAGUAGUGGUUUGUUGUGGCAUAGUUGAACAGGUGUUGGGACCGUCACCACAUGGAUCAUAUUUGGCCUUUUAUAUCCGUGGCCUUUAGAUAAUGUCCCCAUUAGCCAGAUGGUGCAAAUCUACAGUCUGACUCGUAGAGUUCUCAACACUCAAGAAUUCUAAACAUGUUUCUAGAUUUUAUUGAUUUGCUAUGGGGGAAUUAUUCGUGUGGAAAGUCUGAAUUUAUUUUAUGACCGUCAUGGUGCCAACAACACAGAAGCAGCAACACUACAGACACAAACAUUGCCAAGACUUUUAAUACAAACUACAUUUUCUUUACCACAUUGGCUUGUAACUUGAUUUUGAUUUCACUUUAGAAUGUCGCCAUUUGUAAACUUGAAUUUUAAAUUAUUUUUUAUUAAAAGCACAGCCGUUUUUAUGAUAUUGUAGAUAUUGCGUAUUAUUUUAUACCCACAAACAUGCGUGGAAGGUCAUGCUCACUUGUGUCCUUGUGGUGAGACUUUGGCGUGAGGGGCUCCAUCUGUGCAUCUGCAUUAUGAAUGUAUUCAUUUGUUUGCGUGUUUAUGUUUUUCUAUUGUCUCUUCACACAGUUCAAACUUUAUUAAACAGAAGCAUUAUUAUAAGAAACAUUUUCUUCAGGACACAAACACUUACAAAUGUUUUCUGAGUCUGUAUUCAUAAAAUGAUAGAUUUCUAUUAGAAUUUGCAUAAAUGAGAUUUUCGUGGGUACUCUGCAAUGUCAUAAUUGAAAUGUAAUGUUGAUGAUUUGUACCGAUUACACUGGAGCACAUUUUUAAAGCAUAAAUGUUAAUUGCCUUGCCUUAAUUCACUGUCUAGGGUAUGUAAUAUGGAAAUUGUUUUGCCUAUACAUCUCCAUGACAUUUCAGUUCCACUGCAACAGAAAAAAAACAUACAUGUUGUUAGUUCAAAACCUUUUUUUUUUUUUUUACUUUAAAUCAUGGAUUAAUUUGCCUACACUAAAUUGUUUUGCCUUUUUUUUCUGCCAUGGGCAAUGCUUUUCUGAUAUUACAUGGUGCCUUUUGUGAGAGAUUUAAUGUUUUGUGCACUGCAAGGUCAUGUUAAAGAUCUGUCUAUGUAAAUAUGUUUUGUGCUAAAAUAUUCAUUACCAAUUUUAAGGUGGCAAAUGGGAUUUAUCAUUCAAGCUGCCCUGUUCAGACAUCUGGGUAUGUGAGGUGUCCAACUUGAAUAGGAAAAGUGCAAUGAUCUGUCCUUUACUAAGAAAAAGACAGUGCUUGAAGUCUGGUCUCCUUUUACUGAAAGAGCCCGUGAACUUGUUUUGCUUUGCCAGGUAUACCUCUAUUGUCAUCACAUUAACAGAGAAAAAAUAUUUUUCAUGUGUGAUUUAGCGGUUCUUUAUUUCAUAACAAAUGCAGGUCAUAGAUUCCAUUGAUUAUUAUGUGUGAAAAUGUUUCAUUACCAAACAGCUGAGGGGGAAAAGAGUAAGUGACUGUUUUGUAUAUCAGAUUUACAUGAUUGUCAGGGAGCAGUUUGCCUUUAUUCAAAAUUUUAGUAAACAGCCGUUGGUGUUUUUUUUUUUCUAUUUUAUUACCCCUUAUCACUGCAAUUUUUUUUCUUUUGCUAUAAUCAGUCAGUUUUAUUUUAGAUAACCUCUUCUGAAAGUUUGCGCAUUGUAUGAUAUUUUAUUGUAUCAUGUAUAGAGGAACAAUUCAGAGAGAACCAUCUUGUGCUUAUAGUUUGUUUUAUGAACAAUAAGGCCUCUGAGGUGCAAAGUCAUAUUUUCUGUCUCACAAUCAUUAGAAUUCAGUCCUAAUGAAUCAGGGUUUUUUUUUCUUCACAUUUUUAUUUAUUUUUGAUUUAUUUAUCGAUCUACUUAUUUUAUGGUGAAUCCUGGAACUCACCUUUUUUGGAGACUGUCUUUCUAUAAGGUCAGAUUUUAAGUGCAGAAGAAAUUUCUAUACCAAAGGCCACCUCUCUAGUCCUUCAAGUGCAAUGAAAAUAAAACACUCUUAAUUUUAAAUAUGUGAAUUUAACAGGGAUUAAAAAGGCAGAGGUUGACAGAUUAACACAGUAUUUUUUUUCUGUUUUGUAAAAAGUAUAUUUUGUGUGAUUCUAAUUUAAAGCUCACUUUUAAUAUUAUAUUACUGUGAAGUCCAGUGUUACACUUGAUGUAAAUAAUGAAUAAAGAAACUGUUGAAA